AUGCCUCGCGUGUGCUGGGGCGCUGAGCUCUCGGGGACGCGCCGCUGCCGAGUUGAGCUCGCCAUCCCGUACGACCGCGUCCGAACGCUGGACAAAGACACGGCCAACAAGCUGCGCAUGACCAAAACGAGCGGCGCGCCGCGCUAUGUCUCUCGCUUCGUCUGCCGCUACAAUGGGUGCGGCAAGGACUACGUGUCGAUGGACGGCGUGCGUGCCCACUGCAGGAAGGAUCACCCGGCCUGGCUGAACAGCCUUCCUGCCCGCAAGCCGUCCCUCUUCUGCGAGCAGAAGCAGGUCGAGAUCGAGAUUGCGACCUCCACCGCCGCCGACUCGAUGGCGCCGGUCCCAGACGAGUACUUGCACGAGGGCGAGGGCGGCGCACUCUACGUCAAGUUCAAGCCAGCAGCCGCUUCAAACGGCGCAAGCGCAAGCGCAGCCGCCGCGGGCGCGAUGGUCAAUGUCCACAUCAGCCGGUUACAUAAAGACGGCGGGAGACUGGAACAACGCAUCAUGGAACACUUCAAGGAGAAGAAAGAACAGACCUGGCAGGCUCGCGGUCUCACCAACGUGCGGAGAAGCAAAGACAGAGGCAAGCCAGGUUACACAUACGUGAUCGUUCGAGUUCGUUGA
Molecule: messenger RNA, 630 nt
Organism: Emiliania huxleyi CCMP1516
Lineage: Eukaryota; Haptophyta; Isochrysidales; Noelaerhabdaceae
Exons: 5
Coding region: 1-630 (209 amino acids)
Source: RefSeq, a predicted model, not a curated record